UCGGGUACGGACAGAUUUUUAUUUAUAAUUCUCCUACCUUUACGGUUCCGUUCCGUCCGCAAGCGAUUCAAUUCAGCGCUUCUGAAAGCCAACCCGAACCUGACCCAAAGUCCGAUGGCGAGCCUAUGGCGAGCCGCGACGGGCCAGACGGAGAAGCCCAAUGACUACGACGGAGUGGAGUUCUGGUUAAACCCUGAACGCACUGGCUGGUUGACCAAGCAAGGCGAGUACAUAAAGACGUGGCGUCGCCGGUGGUUCGUGCUCAAGCAAGGCAAGCUCUUCUGGUUCAAGGACUCAACCGUCACGCGCGGCUCCAGCCCACGUGGCGUGAUCCCGGUGGCUUCCUGCCUCACAGUCAAGGGAGCCGAGGACGUCCUCAACAAGCAGUACGCGUUCGAGCUGUCCACGCGCUCCGACACCAUGUACUUCAUCGCCGACUCGGAGAAGGAGAAGGAGGACUGGAUCAACUCGAUCGGACGGUCCAUAGUGCAGCACUCGAGGUCCGUCACCGACUCCGAGGUCGUCGAUUACGAUAGCAACAAGUGAUGGGGGAAGGGGCAAUUUGGUCAGAUUACUACUCUGAUGUGAGCCAAAGAGCUAUAGCCUAUAGUACAAUCACAAAGAGCUUUACAGCCUCUCUGGAGCUGUGUGGCAUUGCUCCUGUGGAAUUGCUUUACAAAAGUUAGCCAGCUUAGUGUCUGUAAGCAUUAGGAUAUGAUUGAUGGAGAAUAGCCCAACAUGACACAGCUCCCCUUGAUUUUUUUAAAGGUAAACGGUAAUCCCAGCCGGCAAGCAGAGAUUGCUAUUCUGAAAAGGUGUAUUUCUUGCAACAUGGGUGAGCAUAUUCCUACACAAGGUGUCAACAGUUUCCCCCAUCUCUGGAAUUCUAGGUUGAGGACGGUUACUCUCUGACAAUGUUGGCUGGCAACUAUACGAGGCCAGUUGACACAAAUCAAAGCUAAGUGAGUUAUUCCAUGAGCUUAGUGUGCUCCAAGAACAUCAUCAUCAUCUAUGGCAUCCUUGAAGGCAAUCAAAGCAGGUUUAGCAAUCUCAGUAAGCACAAGCCUGCGGCAGCUGCCUUAGUAGAUCAGACUUCAGAGUUCAUGCAGAAGCCCACAAUGAGGACAGCAGGCAUUAGUGUUAAAUAUCCCCUUGCCUUAGUAGAUUAGACUUCAGAAUUCAUGCAGAGUUCACCCUAAUUACCAAGCAGUCUUUGCUCUUAAUUCCAUAUUGAAAAUCUUAGUCAAGUAAUCUGAUCAAAUAAUUGCUUUGGCGUUAAAUAAAUGCUGGCCAUCCCUUGGUCGAAUUCGAAUGA
This is a messenger RNA of Prunus persica (peach), 1315 nucleotides long. Its product is annotated as pleckstrin homology domain-containing protein 1. The transcript has 3 exons. Lineage: Eukaryota; Viridiplantae; Streptophyta; Magnoliopsida; Rosales; Rosaceae. The coding region runs from base 115 to 546 and encodes 143 amino acids. The record is from RefSeq and is a predicted model, not a curated record.